AUGGCGGCUUCCUCUGGCGCGGCCGAUGUCAGACCAGCAGGAGGGGCAGGCGACAGCCAGACGCCGCCCGUGCCCAUCGUGCUCCUGCCGGGCCAGACCUACGCGCAAAACUUUGACGGCCUGGCAGCGCACGGCACGGACCACCCAUUCCCGCCCGAGGAGAAGAGCGGCCUGGAGGCGGGCUGGUGGACGUCGCGUCCAACCUACAGCGCCAGCACCGGGUCCUCCGCGCAGGGCGGCGGCCUGUUUAGCUACGGGCAGGAGGGCAGCGGGGAGCGCGCGCUGGGGUCGCUCACCUCUAACCAGAUGCACCACACCGCCUGGGGCGUGGCCUUCAUGGUCAAUGAACACGAGACCUCCGACACGUAUCUGUGGGCGCUGGAGGUGGCGUACAACGGCGAGCAGUGGAGCGCGGGCGGCUUCAACAGGACCUCGAUGUUGGUCUUCGACUACAGCAUUGUGUCCACGGCGGACUACGAGCGUAGCCAGAAGUGGGGCUACUUCGACGUGACGCCCGGCCUUUGGAUGGUAAAAGACAGACUGUCGUUCACCAGCCCAGUGACCGGCGGAGAGGAGCGAGAGUUGAACGGCAACGAGCCGGCCAAUCGUCGGGCCGUGAAGCACACCCUGGCAAUUGACGACUGGGGUAAGGACAAGAUUGUUCAGCUCAGAUGGACCCACAGGGACAGAGAGGGCAAGGACAAUGCGAUGGCGAUCGACGACUUCAGCGUGACGCUGGUGCCGCUGAGGGAGGUGCGAGGUUCCGCGGCGGCGCACCAUCGCAAGCGCACCUGGCUCUACGCCGGCAUCUCGGUCGUGGGCGCGGGGCUCUUGUUGAUCAUCGCCGGACUGGUCAUCACCCUCAUCAUCAAGCGGAGGCGCAACGCCCGCGAGGGCGAACACAGCUACGCCCUCCUGCGGCGAGACGAAGAGGGAGGGGACGGUCUUGGCCCAGGCAACACGAGCAUCAACCCGCCCGAAGUGUACGUCAUCCCUUUCUCGAUCUGCAACCACGCUCCAUUGCUGCUUACCAUCACAUACGUGAUGCCGAUCCAGGGCAGUGAUGAUGCCGACUCCGUACGCCCUGGCUAUGCCUCCGAGAGCUGGCUUUCGUCCGGACUCUGA
Molecule: messenger RNA, 1125 nt
Organism: Acanthamoeba castellanii str. Neff
Lineage: Eukaryota; Discosea; Longamoebia; Acanthamoebidae
Product: endonuclease
Exons: 4
Coding region: 1-1125 (374 amino acids)
Source: RefSeq, a predicted model, not a curated record